Messenger RNA from Solanum lycopersicum (tomato), 2958 nucleotides. It is a transcript of the gene SUS4, whose product is annotated as sucrose synthase. Gene Ontology annotation, biological process: sucrose metabolic process. Gene Ontology annotation, molecular function: sucrose synthase activity. The record is from RefSeq and is marked provisional. NCBI's taxonomy places the organism in Eukaryota, Viridiplantae, Streptophyta, Magnoliopsida, Solanales, Solanaceae.
AUAUUUAUAUGAAUUUAAAGAAGUUGAAAACCAUAUUAACUCUUUUAUUUUUUUUAAAAAAGAAAUUCAUUUAAUAUGAGAAAACUUAUUUCAUUUGAGCUUGAAUUGACAUCCUCCAAGGAUGAAAUAAAGAAAUUUUUUUUAUUACCCGAAAUCGACCGUUUUGGAAUCCGUUGAAUGUAUUCUAUCUAUUUUGUUGUUGUAAUUGGAAAAUGUCGAAUCCAAAGUUGUCAAGAAUACCUAGUAUGAGAGAGAGAGUUGAGGAUACUCUCUCUGCUCACCGUAAUCAGCUAGUGGCUCUCCUAUCCAGAUAUGUGGCGCAGGGGAAGGGGAUAUUGCAGCCUCAUCAUUUAAUUGAUGAGCUGAAUAAUGCUGUAUGUGAUGACACUGCUUGUGAAAAGCUGAAAGAAGGCCCCUUUUGUGAAAUCUUGAAAUCUACUCAGGAAGCCAUUGUGCUCCCACCAUUUGUUGCUAUAGCAGUUCGUCCAAGGCCAGGUGUUUGGGAAUAUGUUCGUGUGAACGUAUAUGAUCUGAGCGUUGAACAAUUGACGGUUCCUGAAUAUCUCCGUUUCAAAGAAGAACUUGUCGAUGGAGAGGAUCAUAAUCAUCUUUUUGUGCUUGAGCUGGAUUUUGAGCCAUUUAAUGCAUCAGUUCCUCGUCCCUCACGCUCUUCAUCCAUUGGAAAUGGAGUACAAUUCCUCAAUCGUCAUUUGUCCUCAAAUAUGUUUCGCAGCAACGAAUCCCUCGACCCAUUACUUGAUUUCCUUAGAGGACACAAUCAUAAAGGGAAUGUCUUGAUGUUGAAUGAACGUAUACAGCGAAUCUCCAGGCUGGAGUCGUCUCUUAAUAAGGCAGAUGAUUAUCUCUCAAAGCUACCACCAGAUACACCCUAUACUGACUUUGAAUAUGCAUUGCAGGAAAUGGGCUUUGAGAAAGGUUGGGGUGAUACUGCAAAUCGUGUUUUGGAGACUAUGCAUCUGCUUUCUGACAUUCUUCAGGCUCCUGAUCCCUCAACCUUAGAGACUUUUCUUGGUAGAUUACCAAUGGUGUUUAAUGUUGUCAUAUUAUCUCCUCAUGGAUACUUUGGUCAAGCAAAUGUCUUGGGUUUGCCGGACACUGGUGGACAGGUUGUCUAUAUACUGGAUCAAGUGCGUGCUUUGGAGGCCGAAAUGCUUCUUAGAAUAAAGCAACAAGGACUCAACUUCAAGCCUAGAAUCCUUGUUGUCACCCGACUGAUACCUGAUGCUAAAGGAACCACGUGCAACCAGCGGUUGGAGAGAAUUAGUGGAACUGAAUACUCGCAUAUUUUACGUGUCCCUUUUAGGACAGAAAAUGGAAUCCUUCAUAAAUGGAUAUCUAGGUUUGAUGUAUGGCCUUACCUGGAGAAGUUUACUGAGGACGUGGCAGGUGAAAUGUCUGCUGAGCUCCAGGGAGUGCCUGAUCUGAUUAUUGGCAACUACAGUGAUGGAAAUUUAGUUGCCUCCCUGUUAGCAUAUAAAAUGGGCAUCACACAGUGUACCAUUGCUCAUGCUUUGGAGAAAACAAAGUAUCCUGAUUCUGACAUCUAUUGGAAAAAGUUUGAGGAGAAAUAUCAUUUUUCAUGUCAGUUUACUGCUGACCUACUGUCAAUGAAUCAUUCAGAUUUCAUAAUCACUAGUACCUAUCAAGAGAUUGCAGGAACGAAGAAUACUGUUGGUCAGUACGAGAGUCAUACUGCUUUCACUCUCCCAGGCCUAUAUCGUGUUGUCCAUGGCAUUGAUGUCUUCGAUCCCAAAUUCAAUAUAGUGUCUCCUGGAGCUGACAUGACAAUUUACUUCCCAUAUUUUGACAAGGAAAAGAGACUGACAUCUUUGCAUCCCUCGAUUGAGAAGUUGUUAUUUGAUCCUGAGCAGAAUGAAGUGCAUAUAGGCAGCCUGAAUGAUCAAUCAAAACCGAUAAUUUUUUCAAUGGCAAGGCUUGACCGGGUAAAGAACAUUACCGGAUUAGUUGAGUGCUAUGCUAAAAAUGCCACACUCAGGGAACUGGCUAACCUUGUUGUAGUAGCUGGAUACAACGAUGUAAAGAAAUCCAAUGAUAGAGAAGAAAUAGCAGAAAUUGAGAAGAUGCAUGCUCUUAUGAAGGAACAUAACUUGGAUGGUCAAUUCAGAUGGAUAUCAGCCCAAAUGAACCGGGCACGUAAUGGUGAGCUCUAUCGCUAUAUAGCUGACAAGAGAGGUAUAUUUGUUCAGCCUGCGUAUUAUGAAGCGUUUGGACUGACGGUGGUUGAAGCUAUGACUUGUGGUCUUCCAACAUUUGCAACUUGUCAUGGUGGACCUAUGGAGAUCAUUCAGGACGGUGUAUCCGGGUACCAUAUAGAUCCUUAUCAUCCCAAUAAAGCUGCUGAGCUCAUGGUAGAAUUCUUCCAACGAUGCGAACAAAAUCCUACUCACUGGGAAAAUAUAUCUGCAUCUGGCCUACAAAGGAUUCUCGACAGGUAUACAUGGAAAAUUUACUCGGAGAGGCUGAUGACUUUGGCUGGUGUAUAUGGUUUCUGGAAGCUUGUUUCAAAACUCGAGAGGCGUGAAACUAGACGAUACCUCGAGAUGUUCUACAUUCUCAAGUUCCGUGAGUUGGUAAAAUCUGUUCCUCUAGCAGUUGAUGAGAAGCAGUGAGGAUUUUGCAAAGGAAUAAAUAACGUGGAGCAUACCACUCUAUCUAUGAUAAUUUUUUUUUUGUUCUUCUUGUUUGUUGUGUAGUUAAACUAAUUAAGUGCACUGAGUUUCUAAUAGAUCUCAAAUAGCUAAACGUUACUAUCUCCUAUUUUAAUAGCGCUAUACUUUAAUUUGUCAAAUACAAAUCAGUGAUCCAAUAUGCUGAAUUUAUUUAGAAUUGAAAAAGGAUGUCAUCUUCAUCUUGAUAGUCUUAAACAGGCAAGCACGGUUGAUUUUCUAUCUUAACUAUAUAACCAUUCUUUAAUUA